AUGACUGUCCCUGGCUAUCUGGCUGCCCAGCUAACCAAUUCGCAUCGUACCUACCUCGAGCGCAAUCCCAAAUCUCAAACUGCCUAUCAGGAUUCCUUCGCAUAUCUUCCCGGAGGAAAUACUAGGACGGUUAUUCAUGCCGAUCCUUUUCCGCUUACUUUUGCGAAAGGGGAAGGGAGCACGUUGAUUUCGGUCGAUGGGCAUAGAUAUCUCGACCUCCUGGGCGAAUUCAGCGCUGGUAUCUUUGGCCACUCAGAUCCCCGUAUCGCAAAUUCUAUCAAUGAAGCAAUGACUGGGGGGUGGAAUUACGGAGGGACUUGCACCUAUGAGAAGGAAUUGGCAAAGAAAGCUUGCGAAAGAUUUGGUCCGAGUGGCCUCGAGCUUGUCCGUUUCACUAAUUCCGGCACCGAGGCAAAUACAAUGGCCAUUGCCACUGCGCUGAAUAUCACUGGGAGGAAAAAGAUUCUCGUAUUCAGUUCGGGUUACCACGGUGGGACUCUGGUGUUCCCCCUCUCUGUGAUGAAAGGUGAGAUGGUAGCCCCGAUGAACCUUCCUCACGACUUCGUGUACGCACCAUACAACAAUAUCCGCGAAACUCGAGAGAUACCAGACCACUUACCCCCAGAUAGCCUAGCAGCUAUCCUGGUGGAGCCCAUUCAAGGUUCUGGGGGCUGCCGACCUGCGGGCAGACGAUUCCUUCAUUUCCUUCGGACAGAAGCCCACGAGCGCAAGGCAUUGUUGAUCAUGGAUGAGGUUAUGUCUUCUCGUCUCGGGUAUUCAGGCUGUUCCGCUGAAAUGAAUAUUCGCGCCGAUCUCAUGACGCUCGGAAAAUACCUUGGAGGCGGGAUGACAAUUGGUGCAUUUGGAGGAAGAAAGGACAUCAUGGAACUGUUCGACCCCACAAAAUCCAAGCUGUUUCACCCAGGCACCUACAACAACAAUGUUUUCUCCAUGGCAGCUGGCAUCACCGGACUUGAUAUUUACAACGCCUCGGAAGUGCACCGAUUGAACAAUCUGGGAGAAGAAUUGAAGGAAGAUAUUCAAGCGAUUCUGAUGCACCACGGUCUCUACCCAGACAGCUACCCGAGUCCCCGUGUCGGUCUUGUGGAGAUCGAUAGCCUACAAACGGGAACAAAGGCAUAUAUUGAGGAUCAUCCUGACAAACUGCUCCAGCUCCCGUCGAUGUUUGUGACCGGGCGUGGGAGUAUGAUCAACGUCCGAUUUUCGGGUCCAGAUGCAUCACAAUGGCAGGCCCUGUUCUACCAUCACAUGCUCGAGCGGAAUAUCAACAUCGCGGUUCGCGGAUACACCCCUCUUCAUCUUUAUGUCUCCGACGCCGACUGUAAAGUUUACCUCGAGUCAAUCGAGGCCUUUGUGAUUGAGCAUAAGCCUAUGUUGACUAGUUGA
This is a messenger RNA of Penicillium cosmopolitanum, 1407 nucleotides long. Its product is annotated as acetylornithine aminotransferase. The coding region runs from base 1 to 1407 and encodes 468 amino acids. Lineage: Eukaryota; Fungi; Ascomycota; Eurotiomycetes; Eurotiales; Aspergillaceae. The record is from RefSeq and is a predicted model, not a curated record. Gene Ontology annotation, molecular function: transaminase activity; pyridoxal phosphate binding. The transcript has a single exon.